UUUAUAUAUUAUUUUGAUUUAGAAUUUUCUGAUUAGAUUUUAGAGUUCAGUAUUUAGGGAGGGUUCUGAAAUAAAGGUUUAUAAGUUAGUAAUUUAGUUUUUUUUUUGUAAAAUGAAUGCUAUUUCAAGAAUUUUUUAGUAUUAUUUUAUAAUCUUUUUUAAAAAUAUCAUAUUUCAGAAAUUUUGAUCUCUAUGUGAUACAUUGAAGAAUUUGCUUUAACCAAAAGAAAUAGUUAAUGGCAAAAUCUGGAAUUUUUUUCUAAACCACCACAAGAAUCUAAAUGUAAUUUAAUUACCUAAAAAAUGCAUGAAGUGGCAGGCGAUGUAGACAAGUGGCGUACGUAAUGAAAACAAAAAGGGAUUAAUAAGAAAAAAGAACAAAAAAAAAACAAACAAACACAUAACUGAAAAAGCUAACUGAUAAAAAAGAUCGUUUCUUCUUUGCUUCUCUCUCUCUCCAUCUCUACAGCAAACAGAAACUUCCCCAAUUCUCGAGUUUCUAAGGCUUUUUCUUCUAGGUUCUCUUUAUUCGAGACUCAAUUCUCCGGCAGAGAUGGCGGAUUCGACGACGACGGCGGCAGACGCCGUUACUCUGAAGCGGGAGUUUAAUAAGAUACUGACUGAGAUUUUAUCUUACGGGGGAGGAAGCAAAGAUCACGGUGAGACUGGAGUCUUGAUGAAAGCAAUUGACGAAGCCAAUAGAAUCAUCAACUCUCUGAGAGAAGUUGAACCGGAGACUGAUAUCCUUUCUCCGUCGCCGGUAAAGAUGGAUGUGCCGAAAGAGUUUAAAUGUACACUCUCCAAGAAGAUCAUGAUCGAACCCGUCAUCAUAGCUUCUGGGCAGACUUAUGAGAAGAGAUUUAUCCAAGAGUGGCUGAAGCGUGAACGAACAUGUCCCAUAAGCAACCAAGUCCUCUCUCAUUUAUCCUUCACACCGAACCUUUUGGUAGAUGAGUUGAUUAAGCAAUGGUGUCUUGUUAACAAAUUUAAGCGGCCAAAAUCAUCGGAAGAGAUAGUUAAUGAGCUGUUUACUGAUGGAAUAGACUCACUGCUUCAGCGGAUUUCCUCUCCCUCCUCUGUUGCAGAUCAGGCACAAGCUGCAGAAGAGCUUCGCAGACAGACCAAGAGAUUUGCAAAUGUCCGAGCCUUCCUUGUCUCUGAACUCCCUGGUUCCAUCACACGGUUGCUCACUCCUCUCUCAGCUGUUGACUCGAAUCUUGACCUUCAGGAGAAUCUCGUCACGACAUUGUUCAACCUCUCGAUCGUUGAGAAGAAUAAAACAGUAAUUGCUGAAACUCCUCUUGUGAUCCCACUGCUUACACACUCUCUGAAACAGGGGACAGCUGAGACUCGAAGAAACUCAGCAGCGACUUUGCUGUCACUUUCAGCCAUUGAUUCUAAUAGGCUCAUCAUCGGUAACUCGGAAACGCUCAAGGCUCUUAUAGGUUUAAUCGAAGAAGGUGGUUUAUUCAUCACCGAGGCCGCCUCCGCGGUUUUCAACAUCUGUACUGUAUCGGAGAACAGAGAAAAAGCUAUUUCAUCCGGUUUAAUUCCCGUUCUGACGAAUAAGAUCAAAGAAGGAAGCAGUGUAGCUGAGUUGUUAUCUCUCUUGGCAUUGGUUUCUACACACAACCGUGGGGUCAAAGAAAUGAAUGAUCUAGGGCUUAUCAAUGAUCUGUUGAGUAUCUUGAGGAAACCGAGUUGUCCAGUGACCCACGAGAACGCUGUAGUGAUCGUCUUUAACAUGUGCGACCGAAACAGAGACAGGAGUGGAAGGCUGUCAGUGCUGAGCGAAGAGGAAAAUCAACACGGGACGUUUACGAAGCUUGCGAAGCAAGGAUCAGAUCGUGCAGUGAGGAAAGCAGAAGCGAUUUUGAAGUGGCUUAAGAGACACGGUACCGGUAAAGCGCCGCAGAGGGGAUGAAGGAAGCACCAAAAAUGUUGAUACAGAAACUAUAGUUUUGCAAACUUACUAUUGGUACAUACAUACAAAAAUUGAUCGAAGCUAGAAAAAGAGUUGUAUAUAAUAUAGUUUUCUCCGGGAAGGAAAAUGUGCGUGGGAAAAAAAAGUUGUAUAUAAUAUAGUUUCCGGUUAGCGGCACGGUCGUAAACUCAAGCCUUGAGAGUGUUGGGAAGAUUACAAAAGCAGAGGUUGUAGUAACGCUCUGUUUGUUCCAGUUACAUCAAAACAGAUGGCAGUGGCAUUACCGUAAUAAAAGACAGAUGGACGGGUAAUUUAGGGAUGUUAUAAUAAGGGGCGGCUAAUAUGGCCGGUCAUAGUCUCCUAUAUUUAGCUGACUGCAUUAAUCGAGUGGACUCCAAUUUAACCGAAAGCAACAAGAGGAUAACAUGUAAAAAGCAUUAAGAUAAUUUGAUUACUUUUUCUUUGUUUCAAAGGAUAACUGAUUACUUGUUAAAAAGUGAUUAUGGUGGGGUUAACUAGUUAAUGUAUUUAUUGUGGGUGUCGGUGGUAAAUAAAUAACUUAAUGUGGGGCUAAAAUUGGAAAAAGAUCAAAUUAGAGAAGACUCCUAUACAAAAAGUAAUGAUGUAACAUGGAGAACCGAAAACAAUGCGUAGACUUUUUAGCAAAACCACGCUCUAGAAUGACUAUGAGUCUUAUCCACCGUAUAUUAUUCCGUGUGUAAUCAGAAAUCCAGAAAACGAUGUACGAUGGGAGGCCAACUAUGAUUUGUUAGUCUAAAUCUAAAUGCGCCAACAUUACGACUUUUUCUGAUAAAUGAGGUAUAAGAAAAUGGUCCGUUGACAAAAAACAAAAAAGAGGUAUAAAAAUGGUCAAUUAUUUUUUUAGGACAUUUUUUCCUUUUUUUUGUCCUAAUAUACAUUGCAUGAUCAUAGCAUGAAUAUCUAUACAGUUUAAAUUCAUUUUUAGUACGAAUAAGCAGGCUCUGUUGGAUAUACAAAUUAAGUAACAGCAGGAUAUGCUCAUAUAUAAAUGGGUCACGGGAGAAUCAAAAUUCAAAAGUGGCAUGAGUGAUAUUUGACUCCACGGACAACGUUUAUAAUGGCGUUGGUUAGGCCAUCCACCAAUGACUUUUGUUUACUUUCAUUAUAAUGGGUUGAUGUGUCAUGUUACUAGUCUGUUUUUGGACGUUUUUUACCUAACUUAAGCCCAAGAAUUUACACCUAGUUAUGUAUUUUAUUUUUAAGUCAAAUUCUAUCAUCGUAUUCACACUGAAUAUGGGAUCCAUUUUUAGUGGAUGCAGCAUUGAAAACAUGAAUUUCUAAAUUCUCGGCACUAUUUCCAUGUUGUAAUACUCAAAACCGAAUUAGCUUGAGACCAUAUACUAGUAUUUACAUAUUACCAAUAUCACUUAAGAUUAUCUCAGCUUUCUUCCUUCUGUUAAUAUUAUAUAUUCACUUCAUUGUUUGGUCAUUGUUCCUGCAUUUCUCCCUUUUUUUGUCAGUGACCAAAUCUUGUUUCAAAUAUAAACGAGACUUAACCAAACAAUAGAAGUAAACUCAAAGAGAACGCUAUUCAACAUGCAAAAUAUAACUUUUCAGUAAAUCUCUUAAAAG
Molecule: messenger RNA, 3538 nt
Organism: Brassica rapa (field mustard)
Lineage: Eukaryota; Viridiplantae; Streptophyta; Magnoliopsida; Brassicales; Brassicaceae
Product: putative U-box domain-containing protein 46
Biological process (GO): protein ubiquitination
Molecular function (GO): ubiquitin-protein transferase activity
Source: RefSeq, a predicted model, not a curated record